UGAUGUCAAAAGAGUGUGAAAUGUUGAUGAAGGACGUUGUCUUGCAAGAUACUGGCCCUGUUCUCUCAUCCUUAUUCUGGUCAGUACAGGGUAGCCUCCUGUCUUGGUGUUACUUGCAAAUUAAAGGCAGUGAUGCAGCAUCUAAAAGUCUUGCCAAAGAAAUCCUUACAAAAUAUGUGCAACAGUUCCUGUCAAAUGUUAAGACAAUUUUAGAAUCUCUCCUAUCUCAAUACAGUGUGAAAAUCACUGUGGAAAAAUUAAGCAACUCUGUUUUUGCCAUGGUAGUCCGUCAGCUGAUGAUCUUUCUGCAGGAUUUCUGCAUUUUAGACAUCCCCCAUGGGAGCAUCCUGCAGGAUGUUGGCACAUUGACAAAAUUAUUGAAUGAUCUGUCUGCAGAGUCUGAAAAUUGUCCAAAUAAGAUGGGUAUAGAAAGCUGGCAGCAGGAGCAGCCAGUGGUACUGCGAACAUGGACAGCAGAAUCUCCCCAUAACUAUGAUAACAACUGCCAUGAUGUUACCGUCUUCCUGUGCCCAGGAGCAACUUCCUUCGAAGUUGAGUUUGACGAAAGAUGUGAAACAGAGCGAAGGUAUGAUUAUCUGGAAUUUACUGAUGCCAAAGGUGCCAAAACUCGCUAUGAUACCAAAGUUGGCACAGAUAAGUGGCCCAAGAAAGUGACCUUCAAAACUGGUCCUCGGUUGCAGUUUCUCUUUCACUCUGACAGCAGUAAUAAUGAGUGGGGGUACAAGUUCUCUGUCACAGCCUCUGGAUUGCCCGAUGUUGACAUUUCUUGGGUCCUGGAUUUGCAUCUUCUUGUGGCCAAGUUAAUGGGGCGCCUCGCCUCACAUAGUAUGAUGUUAAAAUCUUCACAGGGAGUAGGAAGUGAAAUAGAAUUGCCUCCUACUGAAGCAACAGCUGUUCUUAACUCUCCUUUAUGGAAACCUGUCUUCAGGCAUCGGAUGCGUUCUGAACAAACACCAGUAGACAGAAAACAAAGCCAAACUCAACAAGAAAGUAAAAAGGUACUUAAGGCAGUCAACUCAGAUGCCAACUGCUGCCAUGAUUUUCUCCUCGAGUUCUCAAAGUCAGACCCUACCCAGGAGUUCUGUGGGCCAAAUUCUGAACUUUUCAAAGGACUCUUACAGGCAUGUAAUAAACAGGCCCCAAAGACAGAUAUAAUUGCUGGUUCCACUAUCGAUCAAGCUGUCCAGUCUACAUUUGCUGCUUUGGUGUAUCUGUCUCCAGAUUUGUAUGGGAAGCUGCAAAAAUAUGUGAAUAGUGGUGGCAAAACUCCUUUAAGUGAAGAAUUUGCACAAGUAUAUUUGCUGGCAGAUGGUAUCAGAAUAUGGAUGCUAGAAAUGAAGCAGAAGUUCCACAUGGGCCAGAGAAGUAAUGGGGAGGAACAGCAGGCUGGUGAAAUGAGCGAAGUAAACCCAGAGUGUCUUGCCCAGCAGUGUAUCCAGAAAAGUCAUCUGUUGCUGAAUUUUUUGCCUGUACGGACCAAGACUGAAAGUCUGAACUCUGAUCACCUAGAGGACCAUGGGCAAGGCCUGAAUGGUAAACGUCAUAGGACAAGUUCUGUAAUAGAAGCAGAUUUCCAAGCCUCACAUCCGUCACCUGCUUGUGAAGCAACUGGUUUUCCUUUCCCAGAGGGAGGUCAGAACUCUGAACUCAAGAAAAAACAAGGGCCGGAUUCCCCACAGAGGGAACUGGCUUCAGCAUCCCAGAGCAGUUCUCUGGAAAAAAACUCAGAGCCAGAAGAAACCUUGUCCCCCCCUUCUACCCCGACCCGCAAGCCUCCAUUCAGCCGUGGACGGCUAAGACUCCUCUCCUUCCGUUCAAUGGAAGACUCUAAACCAGCACCCAGCAUAAAGGAGAAAUAUCCCAUCUUGAAAGACAUCUUGGAUUUCAUUAAAGAUCGGUCUCUUUCCCAUGAAAGUGUCCUGAAAAUCCUUGCUUUGAGGAAAGCUCAAGCCAAAAAUAUUUUGGAAGUGCUGAAGAUGAUCCUCCAGUGCCUAAAAUCCCUCAGCCAACCUCACUGUUUUGUUCCACCUUGCAUAAUUUUCCUGCUGGAACUUUUAGCUUGCCAGAAAGACUUCACAAAUUAUUUUGGACACUUAGAAGGGUGUGGGGCUGAAUUACACCGAGAAAUACGGGAAUCCUUCUACCAGCUGCUUCACUUCUUGGUCAAUGCUUUGAAAGGAUUCAACAACUACAGUGACAAAUCAUUGCUGCCUGCCUUGUCCUGUGUGCAGACAUGCCUCCUUCACUUUUUGGAUAUGGGCUGGGAAGCAAACGAUCUUUCCUUCUUCAUUGAUAUUCAGCUACCACGUCUCCUCCUCACCAUGUCACAAGAAAAUAUAAGUACGCAUGACAAGAUAAUUUGCUCAUGCAACAAAGAAGAAGAACUUGCUGACUACAAGCAAAACUCAGAGUGGAUGGACGAAUGCCAGGAAGGAGUUUUUGAAACCUGGUGUGACAAGAUAAGCCAAGCAGACCCUGAUAAACAGAGAAAGAUGCACAUGUUCAUUGCCCGGUACUGUGACCUGUUACAUGUGGAUAUAUCAUGCGAUGGGUGUGAUGAGAUUGCGCCAUGGCAUCGUUACCGCUGUUUGCAAUGCAAUGAUAUGGAUCUGUGUAAAACAUGCUUUCUGGGUGGAGUGAGACCUGAAGGUCACGAGGCCAGUCAUGACAUGAUUAACAUGGAGUAUGCUUGCAAUCACUGCCAAGGUAUUAUUGUGGGCCAGCGCAUCAACUGCGAUGUCUGUGAAGAUUUUGACCUUUGCUAUGGAUGCUACUCUGCAAAGAAGUACUCCGACAGCCACCUGCCUACCCAUAGCAUCACUGUGUAUCCAAUGGUGACCUUUAGGAUCAGUGACUGCCAUAGGCUCAUCCAGCCUUAUCUUCACAACUAUGCCUGGCUCCUUUUUUCUGCCCUGGCUCUGUACAGCGCUGACUUAACUUGUGGGAAACAAGCAGAUGGGGAAGAACUCAGUCCAGAAAUCAUCACUCAUGCUAAAAUCCUACAGCAAGAAUGUAUUCAAUUGAUUGGAGAUUGCCUGAUGAAAGUGCAGCAUGGCAAAGGUCUGAAAAGUCAAACUCUGCUUAGCAUGUUGCCAGAAGAACCUUUGUCUGAAAAUGGGAUGUCCUCCGUUGAUUUUUCUACAGAUAGCAAUGUAGAAAAUCACGCCAUUGAAGAAAUCGUGGAAAAUAACAAGAUGCCCAAAUCUGUCAUCCACAGCAAUGGAGAUGGAAGCAGUAUUGAAAUUCAGACUUCUAUAAACACUAAACAAAAGAGUAAAAUGAAGAUUGAGAACAAACUUUCCAAUGGUCUUCCACCAAAUAAAGAAAUGCUAUCACAGACACUUGCUUUUAAUUCAGAUUUACUUGCAAAAGAGAACAUAUCCCCAGAUGUUGAAGUUUCUGAUGUUUUGCCUCCAUCCCAAGCUGAAGAAAAACCAAUGCCUUGUCAAGAGGAAGUAUUUGCUGAAUGUUCCCAGAAGAGGAUUCUCGGACUACUAGCUGCAAUGUUGCCACGCCUGAAAUCAGGCUUGACAAUAUCUCUAAUUAACUUGGACCAGAUCCUUCCUCUCAUGUUUGAUGUUGUGAUCUCCAAUGCUGGCCAUUUAAAUGAAACUUACCACUUAACUCUGGGGCUCCUGGGACAGUUGAUUCGGAGAUUGACUCCUGCAGAAGUGGAUGCUGCUGUGAACAAGGUCCUCUCCACCAAGCAUAGCCUUGUGGCUGCUGGUGAUGGCUCCAUCGUGCCAGAAGGCUGGAAAACAACCCAUCUCCUCUUCAGUCUGGGAGCAGUUUGCCUGGACAGCCGUGUCGGAUUGGACUGGGCGUGCACCAUGGCAGACAUUCUGCGAGCGCUGAACUCCUCCACUCAGUGGCAUGAUGUGAUUGGUGCCUUCACUGACCACUGCAUCAAGCAGCUUCCCUUUCAGUUGAAACAUACCAACAUUUUCACAUUACUGGUCCUUGUUGGCUUUCCAGAGGUUCUAUGCAUGGGAACCAAAUCAGUGUAUAUGGAUAAUGCAAAUGAGGCCCACAGUGUGAUCAUUCUUAAGCAUUUCACAGAGAAGAACAGGGCUGUGGUUGUGGAUGUUAAAACCCGAAAGCGGAAAGCAGUAAAAGAUCUCCAGCUGAUUAAGCCAUGUGAGCAAGAUGAUGCGGAGUCCCAGGGCCAGCUCCGCCAGUAUCUCCAACAUUUUGUGUUUAUAACUAGCCAUCUUCUCCAGACCAACAUUGACAGUAGCUUUGCAGAGGCAGUGGAAGCAACAUGGGUUUUAUCUCUUGCUCUGAAGGGACUUUACAGAACACUUAAGACACAUGCUUUUGAAGAAAUCCGCACAGCCUUUCUGCAAUCUGGUUUACUUAAGCUAUUGGUGAAGAAGUGUAGCAAAGGAACAGGCUUCAGUAAGACUUGGCUUCUGAGAGACUUGGAGAUCUUGUCGGUCAUGCUUUAUUCUUCAAAAAAGGAGUUAAACUCCAUGGCUGAGCAGAAGGACUUAGAAUUCAAUGAGCGAGAGCAUGAGCAAGCAGUAAAUGAGUCUGUUGACACUUCCGACGCUGUGCAGAAUAGGCUUGACCCACUGGAGGGCUUGGAUGAAACCACCAAAAUAUGCUUCCUGAUGACACAUGAUGCUCUUGAUGCACCUCUACACAUUCUUCGAGCCAUGUAUGAAUUGCACAUGAAAAAGACAGAUUCUUUCUUCCUAGAGGUUCAGAAGAGAUUUGAUGGAGAAGUACUUACCAUGGAUGAAAGGAUUCGUACAUUGGCUCAAAAAUGGCAGCCCAGUAAGCAUUUACGCACAGAAGAGCAGAAUUCCAAAGCUCUGGAUACAGAUAUGAUCAUUGUGCCAUGUUUGUCCAAGCCUGCUCCGUGCAGCAAAGCCACUGAAGAAUCCAACCCAGUGACCCAGAAACUCAUCACCAACACAGAAAGUGACCUCCAGCUCAGCUACGCCAAGCAACAACGCACCAAAAGUUCUGUCCUCCUGCAUAAGGAGUUGGACUCCAGAAGCAAGAAAACUGUGCGGGGUUAUCUCUACCGAGUCAAUGAAGCUACUGCUGUCCUCUACGCCAGGCAUGUCCUCGCUUUGUUGUUGGCUGAGUGGCCUGAUGAUGUAGCAAUAAGCGAGGAGAUGUUAGAUCUCAGUGGCCCAGCACACAUGACAUAUAUCCUGGACAUGCUGUUGCAGCUAGAGGAAAAACAGCUGUGUGAAAAGAUUCUACUGAAAGUGCUCCGUGGCUGCAGUGGAACCAUGCUAGCAAAGAUGGCACUUACAGCCUGUCAGUUCAUGGAGGAGCCUGGGAUGGCGGUCCAAGUGCGAGAGUCCAAGCAUCCUUACAACAAUAAUACAAACUUUGAGGAUAAAGUUCAUAUCCCUGGUGCUAUCUACCUCUCAGUCAAAUUUGACUCUCAGUGUAAUACCGAAGAGGGAUGUGAUGAGUUGGUCAUAGCCAGCAGUUGUGACUUCAUCCAUGAUCGACAUACAUUCAGUGGGCCUCCACACAAAUGGACUGAUUUUGAACUUCCAGGAGAUACGCUAUACUACCGAUUCACCACUGACAUGAGCAAUACCGAGUGGGGUUACAAGUUUACAGUAACAGCUGGUCACCUGGGGAGAUUCCAAACAGGUUUUGAGAUCUUGAAGCAAAUGCUGUCAGAGGAAAAGGUAAUUCCUCAUAUUCCACUUGUGAAAGUUUGGGAGUGGCAGGUGGGCGUGGCCUGCAGGCAAAUUGGACACCAACGAUUGAAAGCCAUCCACUUGCUCUUGAAGAUCAUACAGUGCAGCAGUGAGAGGGACUGUGAUCUCACUUUGCUGAAGCCACUGUGGCAUCUUUUCAGCCACAUGGAAAAAAACAUGAAUUUUGAAGUGACUAAGCCAGGGGUCCUUCUUCCACUCCACCGGGCACUCACUGAACUUUUCUUUGUUGCUGAGAGCAGAGUUAGUGAACUUGGGUCUCUGCAGGAUUACUUGCUUGCCUUAAAUUCGGAAGACCAUCUCUACCACUGUACAGCCCAGGCCCUGAAAAACAUUGCUGCUAUUAGUCUUGCCAUUAACUAUCCCAACAAAUCAACAAGUCCCUGGAAUGUCUAGGAAUGACUUUCGCUGCUCAGAAUAACUUAGUUCCUGUCCAGAGGAAGCUUGGUGCAGGCGUUUUCGCUUGGUUCACAAAUCGGAGAAAGGCAGAGGCCCCUCCUGCUUCAGUAUGUGUGCACUCUGCAGCCAGCCAACCUUUCUUCCUCCCCAAUCUGGAUUCUGUAAGAGCAAAAGCGCACCUCUGGGGAAAUGGGGAGAAUUCCCUGGAGCACUUCCGGUGCCAUCAAGAGUCAUGUAUGCACUUCAUAUCUUUGGAACAGUAUUCACCCUCUGAAUCUUGGAAGGAAAAAAGGCAAGAGAAGAGGGGAUGACGUUCCCCCAAAGAAGGAGAACUCAGGUCAUCUUCUGGCAGUCAUCGCAUCCUUCGGUCAUCCUGGGCACACCCUCUCCCCAGAAGGCGAAUGAGCGAAUGAACUGGAAUUAGCAAGUAGCAGCCUGUAAAUGCCUGAAUGAGGAUGGAAGAAGCAAGAUGCUUAAGAGGGUUUUAGGCUACAGCAUGGCAGAAAGCGGAAUUGCUGCCUUACACCCUUUUUCCUUUUGGGAGCUGAGCUCUUUCCUAGCAAAGGGGCAGCUUCUAGGAUCCAGAUCAGUUUCUGCAAAUGAGCAAAAAGAAAGAAUGUAUUUUCUGGGAAGAACAGGGUACAUUUUGUGAGCAGUUAUGGAAUGAUAGUGUUGGAGUCCGAAUUCCUGGAGAGAUCAUACAAUUAAAAUCCCUGGGGCCUGGAAUUUACAGUAUUUGCUCAUAAGAAGGCAAGAGAAAGGAGGGUUUUUUUUCCCCCCAAUAAGAUCACAUUGCGAAGAGAGGGGGAGUGCAACAGGGUUUCUUUUCCUCCCACAAGAUCCCAGGAAUACUGUGAUGUAAAGAAAAUGAACUCUUUGUCUUGCUUUUCACAACAGUAAUCACAGAGCUCCUGAAUUGGGAAGACAUAAGAUCUCAAAGAUGAAAUGCAUAGGCUUUAAUUUCUCACCUCAGGAGGGAAAGUUGCAGUGCAGGGUAGGGGAGAUUUUGUUGUUGUUGUUUUUGUCCUCUCCCAGGACAACUGCAUGGAAAGCUAGAUGCUUCUAUGUAGGAACCAUAUAUUGCCAGCUGUAUACUUAUAUUCUUAUCAAGCUUGCCAGUCAUCAGUUGUGCUUCGGUAUGUCUUUCAGGAUUUUCAGAAUCCAGGGGGGAAAUGCACCUGGAGGAUCUGAACAUUGUGAGGGCAAAUCAGUGUAGGGAAACACACAUCAAAUAUAUUGCUCCUGCUGAAGCAUUUAAAAAAGAAACCAGUGUUUUCUUUAUAAAAUAUCUUUUAAAAAAGUGGUUGAUCUUUUGAAAGUGAGAUUCAAUGUUUUCUCAAUCUUAGCAGCUUUCAGAUGUUCCGACUUCAACUCCCAGAAUCCCCCAGA
Molecule: messenger RNA, 7499 nt
Organism: Thamnophis sirtalis
Lineage: Eukaryota; Metazoa; Chordata; Lepidosauria; Squamata; Natricidae
Source: RefSeq, a predicted model, not a curated record